Messenger RNA from Hypanus sabinus (Atlantic stingray), 4219 nucleotides. RefSeq names its product FA complementation group I (gene fanci). The record is from RefSeq and is a predicted model, not a curated record. Gene Ontology annotation, molecular function: DNA polymerase binding. Bases 103 to 4137 code for a protein of 1344 amino acids. Lineage: Eukaryota; Metazoa; Chordata; Chondrichthyes; Myliobatiformes; Dasyatidae. Gene Ontology annotation, biological process: DNA repair. The transcript is spliced from 38 exons.
AGUAGUGUCGGCCAAGGCCUCUUGCCCAUCAGGGGCGGUGUUUACAUCUGAGUGUAGUUGGUAACACUCAGUAAUUUCAGUGUUGCUUUUAUAUGAGCUGAGAUGGAUCAGAAGGUUCUGUAUUUGGCUGCAGCAGAGGAGACAGAAGGAUUGCAACAAUGUCUGAAGCACAUGAAAGAGCAGGAGAUUGGCACCUUGAUAACAAGUCAUGCAUUGAAAGGGAAGGACAUUGGAACGCUUGUCAGAGCUAUUUUUAAAGGUUCCCCAUGCUCUAAAGAUGAAGGAAUUUGUAGGAGGCUUUUUGUUUAUAAACACUGCAUGCAACUGAUUGAAUCAGGAGACCUUCAGUCAGAAAUAGCAACAGACAUGAUUGGUUUGCUGAUGGUUGAGGCUCACCAGUUGCCCGGGGCUACUCUAGCUGAAUUAGCAAGUCUGUAUGUUGAUGCCAUCAAAGGAGGCUGCAUUCUGAAUGGCAAAUCGCUGGAUUUGUUCCCUACAAUACUUACUGUUCUGGCCACUCAAGAAAGCCUAAGUUAUGCUGGAGGUCAUUUGUGUGGUGAAGAAUAUAAAAAGCAGUUGAUAAACACUUUAUGCUCGAGUAGAUGGGAUCCAAAGUGCGUGAUUCACCUCACAUCCAUGUUUAGGGAUGUACCUGUCAGUACAGAGGAACUUCAGUUUGUUAUGGCAAAGGUUCUGAAGAUGUUCCCUACAUUGGAUUUGCAGGAGUUGCCUCCACUUGUCUACCAGUUACUCCUCCUUUCUGCUAAGGGUUGUAAGAAGACUCUUUUGGAAGGAAUCAUAACAUUUUUCCAUCAGCAGGAUCAAUUGCAAAAAGAAGAACAGAUAGGAACUGAGUCCAUGGAAUUGGAAGCUGCAACUGUGCCAAGUGACCAGCUCCGUCACAUAGAAGGAACCAUAAUUCUUCACAUUGUAUUUGCUAUCAAAUUGGACCAUGACUUGGGACGUGACCUACUCAAAUAUCUGAAGGCUGGUCAACAAGGUGACACCAGUCGGGUUCUCUGUUCUUUCAGCAUUGCGCUUUUGCUAUCGGUAGCAAGGAUACACCGAUUUGAGGAACAGGUAUUUGACUUCCUAAAAACAGUGACUGUUAAAAGUUUUAAAGAUAGGCUGUUUCAGCAAAAUUCAAAAUUUCUCCAGGACUUGAUUCCUGUUCAGCGCAGCGUGUCAGAAAUUAUUCUGGAGACGGUGACAAACAGUGUGUUUGGUUGGGACCAUGUUACUCAGUCACUGGUACAGCUGGGCUUUAUACUCAUGGAUUCCUUUGGACCGAAAGGGGGUCCUCUUGGGAAAGUUAUGGAGAUCAAUUCAAUGGCAGCAAAAACACCAGCACAACAAGCUUCUAGACUAGGAGCCAAGAUUCUUCUGGAAACGUUCAAGGUGCAUGAGCCAAUUAGAAGUGAAAUCUUGGAGCAAGUUCUGAACAGGGUGAUGACAAAAACAACCUCGCCCAUCAGUCAAUACAUAGACUUGCUAGCUGAUAUUGUCACAUCUGCUCCUCUCAUUCUCCUGGAUUCUUCCUCCAAAGUUAUUGAGACAUUUGAUCACCUGUCCUAUUUGCCCCUCAGCACUGUCCAGGGACUACUAAAGGCUGUGCAGCCUCUGCUGAAAAUCAGUGUGUCCAUGAAGGAUUCAUUAAUUUUGGUCUUGCGGAAAGCCAUGUUUUCCAGCCAUUUGGACUCCCGGAAGUCAGCAGUUGCUGGCUUCCUGCUGCUGCUUAAGAACUUCAAGUUGUUGGGAAGUCUGGCUUACAGUCAAUGCACUCAGACUCUCUCAGCCAGUCAGGUGCAAGUGGAUGUGCACACAAGCUACAAUGCCUCUGCCAAUGAAGCCCUAUGUUUGGAAAUUUUGAGCAGUCUAAGACGUUGUCUUAGUCAGCAAGCUGAUGUGAGGCUCAUGUUGUAUGAGGGUUUAUUUGAUGUUCUACGACGAAAUUCACAGCUGGCAAAUACCAUUUUACAAACACUUCUUUCUCAGCUGAACCGAUAUUAUGAACUGGAGGAGGACCUGCUGCCUCCUCUCAAGCUGGAAAGUUGCAUCACCACUCAGGCAGGUCAGAUCUACCUCCAGGAACCUCUGGCGCACCUUCUGAGUUGUAUUCAGAACUGCUUGGCCUGGUAUAAACAGUCCUUAGUGCACCAUAGGACGGGUAAUAUCGAUGAGGAGGAAGAGGACAAUGAAGAUAGUUUUCAACAUGAUUUAGAGACGCAGUUGGAUUCAAUCACUCGGAGAAUGAUUAAGAGUGAACUGGAAGAUUUUGAGCUGGACAAAUCAGCAGAUUUUUCAUUAACGUCCAAUGUAGGAAUUAAAAAUAAUAUCUAUGCUGUUCUUGUAAUGGGAGUCUUUGAAGUUCUGAUGGAGUACAACUUUAUGACCGGCAACUACAGUGCAAAUCGAUUUGAAGAUGUUAUAAGUCUCUUCAACAGUUACCACAAACUUUCCGAACUUUUGAAAGAGAAAUCUGGAAAAGGCAAAUCUCUCUCAUCCAAUAAAGCAAUUAGGAGUCUUCUAACCUUCAGUUUCGUCUCUAGCUUGCUGACAGCACUUUUCAGAGAUAAUGCACAGAGCCACGAGGAGAGUUUGUCUAUUUUGCGCUCUAGUAAUGAGUUCAUGCGUUACGCCGUAAGCAUAGCUUUACAGAAAGUACAGCAACUUGAAGAGACGGGACAGGCAGAUGGACCAGAUGGACAAAAUCCUGAGAAGACAUUCAAAUACCUUUGUGACAUUACUCGUGUUCUGCUUUGGAGGUAUACUUCAAUUCCAUCAGCAGUGGAAGAAUCUGGAAAGAAAGAGAGAGGAAGAACUAUUUCAUUGCUAUGUUUGGAUGGAUUACUGCGCAUAUUUAGCACAGUGCAACACAGAUAUCAAAACAAAAUUCAACAGUUCUUCAUUGCAAUAGAUGUGAUGAGUGAUGGAGAAGAAGAGCAGGAGGGCAUCAAUAUUACCGAGAAAGCAGCUUUCCACAUCAGACAGUUCCAAAGAUCUCUUGUGACACAACUGAGUGGAAAUGAAGAGGAUUUUAACAGCAAGGAAGCACAGCUUUUAGUGAGCAUAUUGUCAACACUCUCCCGGCUAUUAGAACCGACAUCUGAACAAUUUGCUCAAAUGUUAAUGUGGACAAUAAAGAUUUGCAAAGAAAGUAAUUUAGAAGAUGUACAAUUCUGUAAAGGAUUGAUGAGCAUGAUGUUCAGUCUGCAUGUUCUGUGUAAGAGUCCAGUGAGCUUACUCCAAGAACUAUCUCGAGACAUUCACAGCCGCUUGGGUGAUAUUGAUCAGGAUGUUGAAAUAGAUGAAGAAUCCCACUUUGCCAUAGUGAACUCGAAGACUGCAGCUCCAACUGUGGUGCAGCUUGUUUUAUCUCAAGUGGAGAAGGUUUUGGAAGAAGUUGAUUGGCUUAUCACAAAACUGAAGGCCCAGCUGAACUUCGAAAAGGCACUGACUGAUGAAAAUUCUCAAGGAUCAUCUGUGAGAGAAACUGUGGAAAAAGCAAUAAUUCUUCAGUUGGGUACCCUGCUAACUGCUUUCCACGAACUUAUACAGACAUCUCUUCCAUCGGGAGCCUGCGUGGACAUCCUCCUGAAGGAGUUGGGCAAAAUGUAUAACAUUCUCACCUCAUUAGUAAAAUAUUACAUCCAUGGGUACACAACAAAUGUCGCACAUCUUCCUGCAAGGUUUGAGAAAUUGGUUAAACUUUCAGGAUCACAUCUAACACCUCAGUGCUAUGCUUUUAUCACCUAUGUUCAGAAUAUCCAGAAUGAAAUGAUGAGCUUUGGAGGAGGUGCGGGGAAGAAAAAGGACAAAAAGAAGGAAAUGGCAGCCGUUAGUGCAGCAACGGCUCGAGUACUGCGUGAAACCAAGCCUGUACCCAACCUAAUAUUUGCCAUUGAGCAGUAUGAGAAAUUCUUGAUUCAUCUUACCAAGAAAUCAAAGGUGAACUUAAUGCAGUACAUGAAGCUCAGCACAUCUCGAGAUUUCCGAAUUAAUGUAGCCACAUUGGAUGCAGUGCUCCAAGAACAGGAAGAUGGAGGUAUUCAGCAGGAUGAGAAUGAACCUGGUGAUCAGUCAAAUACCACUGUAGACGAAAACAGAGAACCAAAGAAGAAAAAAAGAAAAAGAUGAAUUAAGAACACCGGUGAAUAUUUCAUCCAGAGAGGAUACUAAAGUUAAGCUCUUACCCAUCACAAGAUCUGAACCAUGCAAA